AACAGAUACAGAAACCAAGGGCCCAGACCUAAAAAGCUGUAAUGAUUUUUUUUUAUAAAUAAGCAAAUAUUUUUUUUACACAAAUAGUAGAAAGUUUGAAUUAAUUGGCAGCUGAUAAUUUGGAAUAUGAAAUACCAUAGCAAUGGAUCUUAUCAACACUGUUGACUAUAAAAAUUAAUAGUAAUACAUUAUAUGAUACAUAUUUCAUUCGAUAUCGGUGUUGUACUACUUAGUGAUCGACGUAAUUGUAUGAGAUAUCUAUAUCCUCGUGUAAGUUUCUAUUUAGCGAUAUAAACUGAGCUUCGUUUUAGUGAAACUUAACCUAUUCCUUUCUUCCUACUGUGCCUUCCCAAUUUGUAAAUACUUCGUUCUGUUUUGAGGUUUUUAAAUGACUCUGAUCAGUUAUCAUAGGCUGGCACGGACAUUUCCUUUUCGUUUGCUUAACAUCGACGUCACGGUGCAUCAAAUAAUUAAAUUAUUUUGCGAUUGCUAUUGAAUUGAUUUAACAGUAUAAUGGUCGUGGCAGCUUUAAGUACCUGAUCUAUGAAUUUAAGUUGCCUAUGUCCAGCAUUAUUCAGAACCAAUAUAGAGUGACCUAGUCUAUGUAUAGUUAAGUUCAUACUUUUAAUCUGUUAUUUCUGGAUUGUUCUAUAGUUUUCAGUGCGACAACACUACUCUACGUGUUUACAAGACAGUCUUUAACAGGUUGGGUGUAAAUAAUGCUCCCAUACAAACGAAGAUAAAAGCUUAAUACCAUUUUAUAUAUAUCGGUUGAAUUUAAAUAUUAUUGUAUCUAUUAAAAAAACACAAUUUAGAUCGCAAUAUUAAAAGUUAAUAUUUCUUCCCAACUGACUUUCGUUACUAUAGUUUAUUUACACCCAUGUAGUUUCGUAGUUUGGGAUUGUGCACUGCUAACUAAAUUCAUAUAUUUUACAUUCCACAUUUUGUAACAUAGUUUAAGACGUAUUGAAUUCUGUUCUAUUUGUUAUUAACACCUAAACUAAAUAAAUGUGAUUAAAAAAAUAUGAUUAAACAUGAAUAAUGUCAGUAUUAAAAUUUUUGUGUAUGUAAACGGUUUUCGAGAUGUCACCGAGUGAUACGAAUCAACACGAUGGGAGCAAAAAAAUCGUUUUGUAGCUGACAGGGUGAAGUACAUAUCAAGACGGUAUUAUGUGCAACACAAGGCAAAUAGAAUUAAUGAUUAAAUAGAAUGAUAUAAUCAGUUUUGGUACUCUUAAAGCGUGGCCAUAUUGAUUGUCUUAGCCCAAAAUCCCUAAAACAAGCAAUUCGAUAAUAAUUGAUUUUUUAAAUACCCAUACAGGAAGUUCAGAGUCGAAACUCAGGUAUCUUAAAAUUGCCAGAGCUGAUUGAGGCUCUCGAGACGUAUUUCUCAAUUGAAUCAAAAUUAAUUGCAUAUCAUGCGGAGCGAGGUGUGUGCGGAGAGUUUCUUACAAGAUCUUCUCUUCCGUUUGACGCUUUUGAUUUUAUGCUCCCACUAAUUUUUAGUCUUAGGUUUCUAAUUAAAAGAUACCCAUUUAAUAAAUGAUAAUUGAAAUCCAAUACGUUUUUGACGUACCAGAGUCAUGCUUAGCAUUUAGUUGAUUGUGAAUCUUACUUUUACCCAUUAUUCAAAAAUGAAAUUGCUGUUUUAAUUAAAUAUAAAGUCAUUUUGUUAUAAACGAGCUAGUCGUAUAAUUUUACGGCUAAAAAACUAUCGCUCUAAAACCCGUCGGAGAUUUUAAAAGGGUUUUUAUACGAAAGCAAUAGGAACAGCUCAAUAUUUUUACUUUACGCUGUAAUUGUUGUUGCACAUAUGCUUGUCACGGGAUGCGUUUUUUUUAUCGAAAUAAUUUCAGUUAAAAAUCGGUUUUAUGCUUUGAAUUUCUUCAAUGUUGAUUCUGUUUAUGUUAAAUAUUUGUUGUAGGUUUUCGUAUAGUUAAGUGAAACGAUUUUCUCAAGUGUAAUUAUUAAACUAAAUACUAAAAGAGUGAAAUCUAAAUAUAAGUAUAAAUGUUUUGAUAUAUCGCCUAAACGCUAAAUAUCUUCAUAAAUUAUUUUCAUGUGCCAUGCCAAAUUUUCGAGUCCCUAAGCGAAUACAUAUAUUUUUUAUCGCUAUUAAUAAGAAAUUAUUUUUUUCGCGCACAACUACAAUUCCUCUUUUUCUAAACUUUUAUAAUACUUCAUGUACGAAUAUAUUAUGUAAAAGCACAUUAAAUGUAAUUGAAUUUUAAUUUAUAUGUAUUAGUAGGUAAGUUAUUGUAACGUAUUCAUAGAAAUUUCGAGCACAAUUUUUAAAAUCGAUUAUUUAUGUAGUAUGUGUCUUAGAAUAGUUAUACAAUUAGGUAAUUUAAACUUAAGUAUUGCGUUUGUGAACUUUUCUUAAAAAGCACAAAUCCCCGUACUAAGUUGCAGUUAAUUUGUUGCAGAAUUUUUGUUGCUUAAGAUAAUAAAUAUUGCAUUUAUUAUUUUAAUUUUAUAUCAAGUGACAAUGAUGUUUCAAUUGUUUUUUAUCUUUAGUCAUAUUGUAUAUGUCUUGACAAAACUAUAGGCCCAUACUACCAUUGAAUGUAAGUCUGAUUGCAUUAUUGUUCGGUUCACCUGCAGUGUAGUUGCAUUUAGCGUAAUAGGCACAUCAAUAGAUGGAAUCACCAUCAUUUCUCGGUGUAUUUUUAAGAAUACAUAUUUUUAAUGAUUCACCUUUUGCCUAUUCAUGUAUAAUAUACAAAUUAUAAAAUUAGAUUUUAGUUUCUGUCAUAACCAUUUAUUUCUUCCUCAUUUGUAUUAAAGGGCACAGUUUUUGACGAACUAAACCACGUGACUCGUUCGAAAAUUAUUGAUAUAGGUACUAUCACUCACCAGUUGUAAUAAAAAUCAAAAUGGGUAAACAAAAUAGCAAACUGAAGCCUGAGGUCCUCGAAGAUCUUAAACAAAACACGGAGUUUUCAGACGCGGAAAUACAGGAAUGGUACAAGGGAUUUCUGAAGGACUGUCCCAGUGGUCAUUUAUCUGUCGAGGAGUUUAAGAAAAUAUAUGGAAAUUUCUUUCCAUAUGGAGACGCUAGUAAGUUUGCAGAACAUGUUUUUCGAACUUUUGAUGCGAACGGCGAUGGAACUAUAGAUUUCCGGGAAUUCCUAUGCGCCUUGAGCGUUACUUCACGAGGCAAGCUUGAACAAAAGUUGAAAUGGGCCUUCUCCAUGUACGACCUUGACGGAAAUGGUUAUAUAUCUCGACAGGAAAUGCUUGAAAUUGUUACGGCUAUCUACAAAAUGGUAGGUUCCGUAAUGAAGAUGCCGGAAGACGAGUCCACCCCGGAAAAGCGGACGGACAAAAUAUUCCGACAAAUGGAUAGAAAUAAGGACGGGAAACUAUCGUUGGAAGAGUUUAUCGAGGGUGCUAAAAGCGAUCCUUCUAUUGUCCGACUUCUCCAAUGCGAUCCACAGUCACAGUGAUACCUCAAAUAUUAAUGGCGCCGGCGUUGUCUCGGUCUUACGCUAGGCAAAUGUAUUGUAAAUUUUACCUGCUUCUAAGAGCUAGUGCGCGGCGUUGAACAUAUAAAAUCUCUUACGAUCAUUGUCCUGCUGCUUGGCUGUCGACUUCUUUUGUGUUCGUGGCUGAGGCCGUAUCCAUAUCUUAGUUUAGGUGGCGGUGAAACCCUAUGGCCCGUAUUCCAAUAUGUUCUCGUAACCUGUCGGAAAAUAUGUAUGGUAAAAUCCUUAUCAUGCCGGUCGUAAUUAGCGCUUUGACUUUCACCCAUAGAUCGUUAACUUUAGCGAUUUAAUGAGAAACUACGAGUCGUAUUCUACCGUAUUUUGCAUAUAGGGGACGGGCGUACAUGCUGUUUCUGGUCCCGACCGAUAAUAACGCCCCAUAGAAAUCAUAAUUCGUAUAUAUUGCUGUGAAAUCGAAUGGUAUAUUUAAAUCUAUGAGGCGUAUUCUACGGUAUAUAGGAAGACUCGUAUCACAUUCGCGUAACGUAAACGUCCCAUUUUCAUACUUCAUAGAUUUACCUAUGAAUAGCGCGAAACAGUUUUUUUGUUGAAAAUACGAGUUUUACGAUUGGUAUUUUGGAUAAAACCGGACAUUGCGCGGGCCUAAGAGUUCACAGCCGGAUUCGGACACGAUGCAAGGGUAUUUAAGGUUUAUAUGGAUAGUUGUAAUGUACCUGAGAUGAGAUUUAACACCAAUAUAAUAAUCUAGUUCCUAAGGUGCAAUAUAAGCUGAUCGCCGAUUUUGAUUUCUCUCGCGUUUUCGCGAUUGGCGACUUUGGGAUCAAGUUUCAGGGUUGGGUUUAAGCUCUUGUGUUGUCUCUGAAUCUUAUAUCAUUAUUAUUAUCAUUAAGUAUAAGUAUACAACCAGACAUCAGGACAAAGUCACUGUUAAGUGUUUCUUCCCAAUUAUGUAGUUAGUGAUGCCAUUUUGACCACGAUUUAGCGGUCUAAAACUGGUUUUUUGCUCGCAAAUAUCUCACAUAUCGGUAUUUUAAUAUCGACGACAUUGAUCCAUAUGUUUUAUCGAGUGCUUAUGCAAUAUAAUUGAAUUAGAAUGUAAGUUCUUUAUGGAUCAGUUUAAAUUAAGAACGUGUGCUUUUUUUACCUCACUGUAUAUAUUUUUAUUUAUUUCAUGUUAUUCGACAAAGACAAUAAAAAUUAUACACACAUACUCCGGUUAUCAAAAUUUAAUACUGUAUGGGAAAUAUACGAAAUAGGUAAUCGAAUGUGUUUAAGAUCUUGAUAUAGGGGUGGCUGUUAUCGAUUUUAGCAAUAACUGAUUAUAAUUACAAUAUUUCUGUCAAUGUUUCUGUCAUAGAAAAUUAAUGAUGGCGUCCAUCUCGGGUUAACUUGCGAAAAUAAAAAUAAAUUAACAAUUCAUAAUUUGCUUAUGGCUGAAAUAUAUUUAAUUCUAUGAAUUUCACUGUGUUUAUUCUCGAUAUAGUAUAAAACCUAGUGUACCUGAAGAUGGCGCAGCAACGAUUCGGACAAACUGAAAUAUUUUAGGACUUAGUUUGAAUUUUUUUGAAAUUUAAGCAUAAUCUUGAGUCAUCUGAGUAUUAUUCGUUUUGUAACAUUGGUCUUAGGAUUGCGUAGUUUUUUUUAAGUGAGUCGGCGAUCGAACUGCGUUUGUGGUCUUAGAGGUCUUCCGUUCUUGACAAAGACAAUACUUAGAACAAAAAAAAUUGAAUACUUGAAUGCUUUUGGCUUUCCGUAAAACUAGUUUGGCCUGAAAAUUAUGUACCCGGCCCGUUCAUUCCGCAAACUAUAACUUCCAAUAAAGAGCAUGAGCCCUUGGCCUUAAGAAGCAAUGAGAGCCUUUUAGAAACUUGAGAGGGCAACUAUUGCAUAAAGCAGUAAUUAUAUAUAAUACAAUAAUUUUGUGAAAACACUAAUUUACUUUUCACACAAAAUUAAUAGGCCAACAAAAGGAUAAUAAUGGGAUACAGUUCAAAUUAUAAGUUAAUAAACGUCUUCAAGUCGGAAGGCCUUCCUAGACUUGAGUCGAGUCAAGCGAUAUAUUUUUUUUUUAAUUUGGUUUUGUCGCUAUAAUAAAAUAUGACAAAAACUAGCUUGCUUGAUCAUUUCAAUAUGUUUUUCAACCUAAAGUUAUCCAUGUGUCACCACGACCAUCGAGUAGCGGCGCUCUUGGUAACCAUACAAUUUGUAUGCCAUUUUACAUUGCAUUCGAUACUGGUGUUUAAUCUUAGUAUACUUAAUUUAGUUAUUUUGUAAAACAACGUUAUCAUAUGUAUUAAAUAUGCAAUUUUUACAUUAUUUAGGCCAAAAUAAGAUGGCAUUUAAUUUCAACUAAAAUCUUUUUAACUUGGACCAAGAAAAGUAGUGUUAGCCGAUUGGUUUAGUGAGCAUCUUUUAAUCCUGGGGUCACCGAUAUAUUUUGAUUUAUUUUCGCACAAGGUAAAUAUCGUGAGGAAUGUCUUGGACCUAUGUCGACAUGGUCAGGCACAGAAGGCUGAUAAAACAAAAGUUAUAAAAACAUGUAAUUUAAGACCCAAAGUAAUUGCGCCACAGGAUUAUAAUUUAGCAAAGCAUUUAUUAUUAGCAAAUAAUGAGUUAUUUAUCCAUAAAUACAAUGACAACUUUGUUUUACAAAUUUGGUGUUAGUUUAUGUAACGGAAUUUCAAUAGUAAUUUUAAAAUUUAUGUAAUGACAAUAAUCGCUGAGGUAUAUAGUUGUACUUAGAAUUAUUUUAACAACUGACUUAAAAUGAAAGACAUUAUGUAUCAUUUAGAUGUUAUAUUGAUCGUAUAGUACGCGAUCUGUUAUUUUAAUGGGGUAUUUAAAAAGGAACACAACGUAACUAAAUCUGGAGUAAGUUGACUAAAUAGGGUAGAUAGCAAACUUAACACUUCAUAUAAUAUCACCAAGCGUGAGCAUGUCACGACAAUUUAGCGUUCAUGGAUCAGCGUAGUGUUGUCUUAGGUUGGUGAUUAUGUAGCAUAAGAUGAAAUGUUUGGUCUUUGAUGACGUUUCAUGACGCGUGUACCUACAAUCAUAAUCCAACGGAAUUCUCCGUUUACAUACUCACUCGCCUGUACUUAUAUGGCAUGGAACAUCUUUAACAGUUACUGGAAGUAUUUGCUAUCUAAAUAUUGGAGGCGCUUCUCUGUAAAGUUCCACUCGGAAUCUCCUUAACAGCUGACAGUGAACUAAUGUUAAUAACAGCUGUUCAUCAAUGUUUCUAGAGCAACGUAAGGGAGACUUUUUAUAUUAUCCUUUUAGAAACUGAGUUAGAAUUUUUAAAACAAUUGAUUACCAAAGGAUGUUCUGCGGAACAGAUUCAGAAAUGUGAGUGUCACACGGAGAUUCAAAGAACUUUUAUUGAGCAAAAUUGUAGGGCACACAAAACAGCCCCUAGAUACCGCAACAGAUGAAUAACGUUCAGAACAAAUUAGUCAUAUUGUACAUUAAAAAAAACACAAUUUAACAGAGAGAGUCAAAUGAGUAUUUUAGAAUAUCGUUAGUUAAGUUUUUAUGAAUAGGGUUAGGUGAUUAUAUUACCCAAGAAUCUUUCAUAAUUCGGUACUUAAUUUAUUAUUUACAUCAAACUAUAUAUGGCUUAAAAUAUAUAAGUAUAGAAUUUUAUUACAAGUGCUAUAUUAUAAUUUUUAUAUAUAUACAGUGUAUACUGUAUUAUUACACGGCUAACUACCGAUUUUAGGGAGAUUGACAUAAAAUCGAGUGGCGUAAAAUCUUAUUAACAGUGUAUGCUUUUUAAAAUAAUUAUUCAUAUUUAGUUCAAGUUAAAGAUUAAUUUAGGCUUUGGUGUUUAUGUGUUAUUUUAAGCUAAUUGUAAUAAUUUAAUUAGCAAGAAUUAUUCUUUGUUAAUAUAUUAUCAGCUAUAUACGCACGUUUACGAUGGUCGACUCAAAUGAAUUUUAGUAGUCUGUUCAUCUAUUCCUCCGUAAAAACUAAUUUAGUCAAAUUGUACUGUAAUAACUAAAGAACUGACGCUUUUGACAGCUUAAGCACAAACAAAAAGAUGAGUACUGUAGUUGAAACAGUACUUAGUUUUUGUGAAAAAAAAAAUGGUCUAGUUUAAAUUAUAUAUACUAUACCCCUUUAUUACGAAUACAUCACUACAAAUAUAUUUUAAAUAUAUUUCUGUAAGUUUAUUUUUAAAUUUUAAUUAUUUAUCGGAUGACACUGAUUGAUCAAAGGAUGAUUUAUAUAUUUUUAUUUUUCAAUCGAUUUCUUCUAUUAAUAAGCUUAAUGAAAUGCACAAUUUGUUUUUCGUCGCACAAUUAACAUAUUCUUAUGAGUUAUAUUAAAUCUAAUUUAACGAUACUGGGUUUUGAAUUUUUAUGUUAAUAUAGACAUUAAUGUGCUAGAUAAUUCAAACGUUUGUCAUACAAUUGGUGCAUAUAGUCUUAGAUAUAUAAAUGUAACAAUAGCCUGUUAAAAAUGUUUGAUGGAAUCAAUAAGCAAAUCGAAUGCCUUUAAUACAGAUGCGAUGAAAAAUGAAUGGACUCCUUAGUUCUAUGCUAAGGAUGCCCGUCAAAUGUCGCCUGUUUUAUACAGCACUGUUUUAUCAAAUUUUAUGAUCAAAUAUCAAUUAAUAUUAGCACACAGAAGGACAUCUUCAAAUAAGUUAAAGUAUCAGGUUAAAUUUAAUUAGACGAUGGUCCACUGCCACUGUAAAAGUUAAUAGGUUAAUUAAUAUAUAAUGACAUUGUUGGUUAUUUAUCAAAGAAACUGUAGAUCGUCGUUUAAUGAUAAACAAUAGACAAAUGUUGUAUUUUUAUGUGGUUCUGGUAAAUCUCGUCACUAAAUAAAUUUAACUUUUUGCUGCCAAGGAAUGUGGCUAGUAAACGUAUACAAUUUUAUGAUCCUAGCUUUGUGUGUCUCAAUAAUUUUCCUCGAAAUAAGUAAAUGCUGUCACAAUUCAUUGAUGUUAUUAAUAUAAAAGAGAUGAAUAUUUUAAUAGGUAAUUUUAAUCGUAUCAAUCGUUAGAUGUUCGUGAUAAAUUUUAUGAAAUUCUGGAUGUUUAAAGUAAUUUUCUGAUGUUCAAACACUUCUUCACAUAUAACUUAAUGACGACACUCUUAAAUAUUCAUCACUUAAAAUGAUUAGAUGUGAACUUUUAUCCUAGUAAUUAUAUAUAGAUUUCCUUCAACUUACUAUACCUACUUGAGACGUUAAGGCUUAAAAUUGUAGGAUUUUGAUUCUAAAAAAAAUAUACAGAAACUUUUCAAGUUCAUGAUAUCGUGACUAUCAAUGUUUACAUAGGCUAUGCUUAAAAAUAAAUUAUUUAAUACCUCUUAAUUUGAGCACAGGGAUUUCUGACAUGUCUCCUGAUUUGAAAUAUACCAAUUUUUUUAUUUGAAAUAUGUUGAAUAACGUAUUGAGUAUACCGCUGAAACAUAUAUUUUAUCGCUCACGAGUACAAGUUUUAUUAACUAACCAAAUCGAGGAAAAUAAAUCCAGAAACAUUCGAAAUUAAUAAAAAAUCUUAAUAAUUUUAUAAAUGAUUAUGCUGUCGAUUAAUUUUAUUGUCUUCCAGUAUAAUAAGACCUAGACAAUUAACACGAAGUAUUAUUGGCCUUAUGAAAAUAGCAAAUUGAGAUUAAUUAUUUAACCUCCAUUAGUUUUAGCUACUUAGGUUAGGCUAAAAACCGUGUGUAUUCAGUUUCGUAUUGUAUUUAAUAUAGAAUGCCUAAUUCCCAGUUUAUAUUUAAGACUGGGUUGAUUGAAUAACUGGACCAGACUUGUUUGAAGACGUCUAACACAUAGGUAUUGGGUUGUACUCCGCUGUUCUAUUUGUUAUAUGGCUAGUUAUAUCUUACACCUAGAUAGAUUGUUUUACUCUCCACGAUAUAUCCGCUAUAACUUGUAUAUAAGAUAGGCUAUUCGACCUGUGUAUUAACCCUAGUAGCUUAUCAAGCCCCUUUCACAAAACUGUCGAAAAUCUAGUCUUGAAAAUCAUCGAGAAGCGGUUACUUAAGCUAACCGCUAAAUUUUAUUUCUAAAGGUACCUUAAACUCAGGGUGCUUGAUGAUGUGCAGUACAAUUGUUGUAAUUUGAAUAGUUUAAAAUACCAAAGUCGCUUUGCAGUUAAUGUUCCAGAUUGAUAAGCUUUUGAUUUACCACUUGUUGUAUUACAUUUACUUAAAGCUUAUUAUGGUUUUACGAGGCAUACCGUGCUUACCAAGCUUAUUCUAAAAUAUAUAACAUGUUUGUGUUUGAAACAUAUCAGUUGCUUUGAUAAUUAAACUAAUACACACCUAUACUUGCUAUAGCACCCUGUUUUGGAUGUUUACCUUGUAUUGUGUCGAGUUUUUACAAAAAUAAUACAUAUUUCGGCUCAAAAUGCUCAUGUAAUAAACUUAUUGCUCUUAAUAUAUUCUUAAUAUUUCAGGAUUAUUGUUCCGGUAGUUGAUUUAUCAUUUCAAAAUAUACCUGUUCUGAUACUGUUUAGAUGUAAAGUUAUUGUAUCUAUUUAUUAAAUCUUUCUUCUCUCUAAA
Molecule: messenger RNA, 9973 nt
Organism: Pieris napi
Lineage: Eukaryota; Metazoa; Arthropoda; Insecta; Lepidoptera; Pieridae
Gene: Nca
Product: neurocalcin homolog
Exons: 5
Coding region: 2877-3449 (190 amino acids)
Molecular function (GO): calcium ion binding
Source: RefSeq, a predicted model, not a curated record